CGAGAUUUUGGUUUGGCGCGGAAACUUGGCGCGCAAGCGCGUGAGCUUUCGUUAGUAUCAUUUAAACCGUCGAUUGUUUUGGACACCUCAUCGGGUUGUGGGUUCCUAGAGCGUGGUCAACGCCGAACGAGGUUUACGGUGCUCUUUGAUGGUUGUCUGCUGUAUCUGAAUUUUUUUGUUGGAACGUUCGAUGAAUGGUUCAAAAUUCGGAAAAAAUAUAAUCACAGGUCCAGCACGAGAGGGCGAAUUAUCAUAAAUUAAAUAAGGUUGUGAACAAUUAGAUAAAAAGAUGCUGCAGCAGACUGAUCUCAAUCUCCGAAUGGUGUUGAUCUUACUAUCAUUGAGCAUAUCACACAUCUAUGUGAGCGCUAUUGAAACUCCAGAGCCUUCAUCGUUGUUACGACCUCGGGACAUCAAUCCACAUCCUUACGACGAUGCCUACGACGGAGUCAGCAUUUUUGAUAAAAGUCUUAUAAUUAACAGUGGAAAGUAUAUGGAAAAUUUACUAAGCCAAGCUCCAAUCCAAUUCCCACGGAUAACGAAUAGUGCAGCGAUGAAUGCAUUACCCCAUCCAUACGAGAAGUUCGCCCUCAAAGAACGACUCGCCAAAACGGAACGCUUUUCCGGAGCAGACAAUCAAAUCGUCAAACCAGCGUACAAGGCUCUGGCUAAAUAUGCUGCGCGUGUUCUGAAUCGCCAAGUAGAAACUAACCUCGCAGACAAUGAUUACGAUAAUUACAAUGAAGCAAGCAAUCUCAAGAAACAUUACGCCUUUUCUUACACGGUGAAGGAUUCGGCGUCUGGAGACGAUUUCUCCCACACCCAGCAACAGCAGGUCGACGGAGCAGUCAAAGGCAGUUAUAAAGUUCAACUACCCGAUGGACGAAUGCAGAUCGUUAAAUAUGUCGCUGACAAUAAUGGGUAUCGUGCCGAUGUGACCUACGAGAAUGAUAACGGUGAGAAUUCGAUCAACCACGUGACCGCAGCUCCCGCCGUAAUUCAAAGACCGAUAGCCGUAGUUCCAGUAGUUUCUCCUCUGGAAUCAGCUCAACCUAUUUAUAACUAUUACAAACGCCUGCAACAGUCCCAGCAAUAUACAGGACAAUCGGUUCCUGUUCAACAACCACGUCCCCGACAGAGGAUUUAUUAUUCACAAGCAUCUCCUACCCAAAUCCCUGCUCCUUAUUACCCAGCUCAGUUACGCGUCAACGAUGUCAAGAUCCACAGCUACAAUACUGGUCCACAUGCAAAUAAUCUUAUCAGAUCCACCAUAGCGCCGUCCCACGGAUCGUACGUCACGUUUCAACCGACAUCGAACAUUGCAUAUGUGUCUUCCACUCCCAACCCAUCCCAAAUUCAAUCCAACACCAUAGCCCAGGGAGGGCUUAUUCCGGUUGUAGUAACAACAGCUCAACCCGCGGUAUACCCCAUCUACAGGGACAUUAACGUGACACCGCCCAGCAUUGGGCCAACAGUGCGUCGGACAACCAUCUACGCCAAUCAAGUCACGCCACGGCCCGUUACAUACACUCCGGUUGUACCGGUACAAAGCAGUCAACCAGUAACGGACUACGACUACGUGCAAAUUCCAGCCAGUAACCAUGUGUACAAACGGAACACCGAAAAAGACAGUCAAGUCACUAAAAGCUCCGUGCAAACAUCAGAUAAAAAGAAAACGUUAGAAUAAUGGAUACGGAAAGGCGUAUUCGAAGAAUAGCACUCUAAUCAGUAAAUCUACGAAUCUCUAUUAGAUUUAAUAUGACAAUCGCUCGCAAUAACGAGAUAGGGCCUGUUGUGAAUAAGAAUUCCUGAAAAUAAAAUUAAUAAAUUG
This is a messenger RNA of Armigeres subalbatus, 1831 nucleotides long. RefSeq lists its product as uncharacterized. The transcript is spliced from 4 exons. The record is from RefSeq and is a predicted model, not a curated record. The coding region runs from base 290 to 1687 and encodes 465 amino acids. Lineage: Eukaryota; Metazoa; Arthropoda; Insecta; Diptera; Culicidae. Gene Ontology annotation, cellular component: extracellular matrix.